Messenger RNA from Osmerus eperlanus (European smelt), 2314 nucleotides. RefSeq names its product spore coat protein SP85-like. The record is from RefSeq and is a predicted model, not a curated record. Bases 374 to 949 code for a protein of 191 amino acids. NCBI's taxonomy places the organism in Eukaryota, Metazoa, Chordata, Actinopteri, Osmeriformes, Osmeridae. The transcript is spliced from 2 exons.
AUAAACAAAAUCUAUUGAGCAGCGAUGCGGAGUGGGAUGUGUGUCCAGGUAUGGGACAAGUGUCGAGCUGGUGUGUGACCAUGAGAGCAGAAUAAGGAGGAGCUGACCUGUGCUGCUGUUCUUUCAGGUGCCACUCCACCCUGGCCCAGAGCCUGCCCACAGCGGAGGUCCCAGUGGAUCGGCCCUUCUGGGGCCUUGACGACACCGCUAUGCCACUGCCCUUUGACCUGGCUGACAUCAUCAACAGGGUGGAGUCCCUCCUCUGGAGGAUGUGAACGACGGCACAGCGUGGAAGAAGAGAGAGAAAGAGAGAGAGAGAGAGAGAGAGAGAGAGAGAGAGAGACAUAGGAGGAGAGUCUUCACAUCUUGUGAAAUGCACCAUACCACCAGGGAGAAGACGCACCUGCUCCAUGUUCAUGUCCUCCGUUUUGGUGGCACAGCUUCAGCCCUCGACCCCACCCAGGACCCCACCCAGCACCCCACCCAGCACCCCACCCAGGACCCCACCCAGGACCCCACCCAGGACCCCACCCAGGACCCCACCCAGCACCCCACCCAGGACCCCACCCAGGACCCCACCCAGCACCCCACCCAGGACCCCACCCAGGACCCCACCCAGGACCCCACCCAGCACCCCACCCAGGACCCCACCCAGCACCCCACCCAGGACCCCACCCAGGACCCCACCCAGGACCCCACCCAGGACCCCACCCAGCACCCCACCCAGCACCCCACCCAGGACCCCACCCAGGACCCCACCCAGCACCCCACCCAGCACCCCACCCAGGACCCCACCCAGGACCCCACCCAGGACCCCACCCAGCACCCCACACAUGCCCCGAUAGCACCCCACCCAGGACCCCACCCAGGACCCCACCAAGCACCCCAGACAUGCCCCGAUAGCACCCCACCCAGCACCCCACCCAGGACCCCACACAUGCCCCGAUAGCACCCCACCCAGGACCCCACCCAGGACCCCACCAAGCACCCCAGACAUGCCCCGAUAGCACCCCACCCAGGACCCAACCCAGGGCCCCACCCAGGACCCCACACAUGCCCCGAUAGCACCCCACCCAGCACCCCACCCAGGACCCCACACAUGCCCCGAUAGCACCCCACCCAGCACCCAACCCAGGGCCCCACCCACCCCACGGAUGGGGUGGGAAAGACCCUGAAUAGUGCUUCACUAAUACGCUACCAGCUAGCACAGCUACUAGUUUUACAAAGGUCUAACAUAAAUGGAACCUACAUUCAGUAAGCAUUCAGUGUGUAGGUAUUUAUUAUUAUUUGAAGUGUCAUCACAUGUAUUAGCCAGCUUUGUGUAUGAAACAACUCACCGUAUAGUCAUAGUACAUGCUUUCUGACUCUUAACCCAGUGUGAUGCUUUUGUAUGGUGGAGGUCCAUCACUUGUACAGUAUAGCAGUCUUUACUUCACCUGUGCUACAUCAUGUAGGCCUAAGUGUUAAUCUCUCUGUUCAGAAAUGUAGGGAGCAUGAAAUGAAAUUACCAAAGAUUGUGUUAUUAAGGGAUGAAUAUAAUGGUGCUGAAAGUGUAUGUGUGAAUCUAAGUGUGUGGGCAUAUAAGUGUGUGCAUGUGCAUCCGUGUGUGUGUGUGUGUGUGUGUGUGUGUGUGUGUGUGUGUGCGCGCGCGUGUAUGUGUGUGUACGUGCGUGCGUGCGUGCACGUGUCUCAGUAUGACAGUGUGCCCACAGCAGUACUGGGAGAUGUUUUUGUGUUUGUCGGAGAAGAGAGGAGAGGAGCGCGUGUCGGGGUCUCCUCUGCUCCGAGAUGAUGAAAGAAAGUGCUGAUAGAAAAAAAAAUGAAAAAAAAGUGCUGCAUCCCAUAAUUACAGCUGUUCAAUCGCUUUUAAUUACUCUUAAAAUGUGUGAAGCACCAUUUUCUCUGUAACGCUCCAGGCCUUCCCAGACAUCCACAGCUACAGUCUCAAUCUGGUGGAAAAGUUGGAUGGUGGAAAAGCUCUCCAACCCCUCUUAUUGUUUCUUUUCUCUAUCUUGUUCACGAUGAAGUAGAAAAGCUGUAUAAAAUUAUUUUAAAAAGGCUAAAUGCACUUCCUUGUUUUGUUUUUUUGUGUGUUAUUUUUUAUUUUUUUACACAAUGUUACUGGUUGCCAAAUGUUGUUCUCUUGCUCAUUUCGCCGUAUCUUUUGUAUGUUGUCCAGGAAGAUUGUUUGUGGAAUGGCACUUUUGUUGAGUUGAACCACUCUGUGCUUGCUUCUCCCCUGCUUGUCUAUCUGAAGCAAUAGUAAAGGCAGUAAAAUAAAAGUAAAGGCAGUGAAAUAAAACCAGAAAAUGUU